ACUACCCAUGGGUUCCUGGAGAAGUCCACAGCAACUGGAGUAAUCACCAGUUUGUGGCUCUCGCCUUCGCGCUUGGCUCCAUUGACGAAGCAACGCUCGCACAUAUUGGCACCAUCCGGGAAACAAUCGUCAAAGCUGGAUGCAAAAUGUGAGGCAGGAGCUCAAUGCGAUGCGAGACAGGAGCACUGCGGGGAAGAUAUGGGCGGCGACAGCUCAUUGGACCAAUCUCGGCAGCGCAUUUCAAAGGCGCAGCCUACUGCACACAGCCUGCUACCUCGCUUCUGCACCCAACCCUAAUGGAUGUCGGCUGCAACGGGAAUCUCUGAUAUCUCUCUACUCCAUCUCCCGGACUCUUCUCCGCACCGGGCAGCCAAGCGGCACCAACGGACCGAUGCAACGUGCCGAGGCACAGGCGCCCCUCCUAAUCGGAGAAAUGAUCCGGCAAGCGCCCCCCUGUCGGGGCCUGUCAGCUUGCUAUGCGCGCCGCGGUGGAACUGGAAACGGUGGUGGUAUCAAUGCCGUCGCCUACCCUGUCGUGGCAUGCGGGGGCGCCAUGGGUUUCUGGGUUCCAUGCCAUGCCUCUCCGACUCCUCUCGGACUUGAAUGUGGAGCACCUGGAUGGGUCGACGUUUAAGUAUCGUCGUUUGGCCUGUUGGCUGUCCCUCGGACUGAAGGGGAAAUGCGAGGUCCUUGAGUAGACUCCUCCUGAUUUGAGCCAAGCACCUACAUACACCCACACACCAACAAACAUCGGCCAACAUGGGGAGCGUCUCGCAGAGCCCCGUUUUCUCCAACAUCAUCAACGGCGAGUGCCGCUCCGGGACGCAGGUCGACCGGGGCGUGGACCCGCGCACCGAGAAGCCCCUGUGGGAUGUGCCCGUCGCCUCGCCCGCCGACCUGAACGAGGCCGUCGCCGCCGCCCGCAAUGCCUUCCCCGGCUGGGCCAACACCCCGGUCGCGGAGAGGAAGAAGAUUGUUGCCAAGAUGGCCGACGUGGUGAACGAGAAUGCGCCCGAGCUCAUCGAGAUUGUGGCGCGGGAGACGGGCAAAUCGCAACUCAUGGCCUCGAUUGAGAUCAAAAACACGGUCGAUCAAUGCCUCUUCUUCUCCCAAAACGCCCUGGAGGACGAGCUGCAGUAUGAAGACGAAACUGUCAAAAUCAUGGCAACCUUCCCGCCUCUUGGUGUCGUCGGCGCCAUCUGCCCCUGGAACUUUCCUUUGAUCCUCAGUAGCAUCAAGGUCGUGGCGUCCCUGGUGAUGGGCAACUGCAUCAUCAUCAAGGCCUCCCCGUUCACGCCCUACAGCGCGCUCAAGUUCGCCGAGCUGGUGCAGCCACUGCUGCCCCCUGGCGUCGUGCAGGCGCUCAGCGGCGACGGCGAGUUGGGGCGGCUCAUGACGGAGCACGCGGGCGUCGACAAGAUCAGCUUCACGGGCUCCAGCCCCACCGGCAAGCUCGUCGCGGUCGCGUGCGCGCGCACCCUCAAGAAGGUCACGCUCGAGCUCGGCGGCAACGACGCCGCCAUCGUGUGCCCGGACAUCGCCGACGUGGCCGCCACGGCGUCCCUGGUCGCGGCCGGCUCCUACUUCAACGCCGGCCAGGUCUGCGUCGCCACCAAGCGUGUCUACGUCCACGAGGACGUCUACGCUCCAUUUUUGGAGGCCUUUGUGGCCGAGACGACCCGCGCGUACGCCCCCGCGCUCGCCGCCAACGGCGCCGAUGCGCCGCCUACCGUCUUUGGCCCCCUGUCCAACAAGAUGCAGUUCGACAAGGUCAAGGGCCUCCUCCAGGAUGUCAAGACGGCCGGAGGGGAGGUCCUGACGGGUGGCGCGCCGCACGACGGCACGGGCUUCUGGAUCCAGCCCACCGUGGUUGCCCAGCCGCCCGAGGACUCGCGUCUCGUGCAGGAGGAGCAGUUUGGCCCCGUCGUGCCCAUUAUGAAGUGGUCCAACGAGGACGACGUGAUCAAGCGGGCCAACCUGACAAACUCGGGCCUUGGCGCCACGGUUUACUCAAAGGACCUUGGGCGAGCCGAGAGCAUCGCCAAGCGUCUGGAGGUCGGUUCGGUCUGGAUCAAUAUGCCCGAGAGACCCAAUGCGGCAGCUUGGAUGGGUGGGUGGAAGGACAGCGGUUUUGGCGGGGAGAUGGGCAAGCUGGGACUCUAUGCGUACUGCCAUGUCAAGAGCAUCCAUUACGCCAAGUAGUGGUGGUAGCAUGAAUGCGACCUGAUAGAUACCAAUAAAGGCUCUGCUGCAUGCGUUUUAUUUUCCCAUA
Molecule: messenger RNA, 2272 nt
Organism: Gaeumannomyces tritici R3-111a-1
Lineage: Eukaryota; Fungi; Ascomycota; Sordariomycetes; Magnaporthales; Magnaporthaceae
Product: betaine aldehyde dehydrogenase
Exons: 5
Coding region: 760-2202 (480 amino acids)
Molecular function (GO): aldehyde dehydrogenase (NAD+) activity
Source: RefSeq, a predicted model, not a curated record